CUCUGAGAUGACUUGCUUUGUACCUGGAGGGCUAAAUGCUUCUCCGGGGUGGGGUCCAGCAACCCCCCUUUAAACUGUUAAGGCUUUUUAUGUUGGGGGGGGGACUAGGGAACACUUGCGGAGGUCAGAGACACAGUGGAAAGCAGCCAUGUGGGUUUCCGUUUGGCAAGCUCUCUAACUCCAAGCUAUUUCUCUGGUCCUUUCCCAUCCUUUGUAUGUAUUCGUGUGUAGCUGUAUUAUAGCAGGGAGGGUCAGGGAUCAAAUUCUGGAUUUUCCACUUCUUUCCUAUAAACCGUCCUUACCUUUACCUCACCUUAAAGGUAGGUAGAGGGAUAUUAUUAAUCCAAACGAUACCCCAGGUGCCACCGGGUUGAGAAUAAGGUCCCUGCCGAUGGGGGAUGCUCAAUGCUGCCCCCAUCCCUUCCCUCAAAGACCCAGGCGCCAAUGAGAUUAGGUUCACAAGCAACGCCUCCUCUUCCUGAUGCUCAGGUCGCUUAGCAACGAAGAACCAGCAAGAAAGGAGCUGUGCUAAUCUUCCCAGGCAGGCCGGCAGGUGUACAACGCCAGCUCCCUCCUGGGGCCGGCCUGGGGGCUACCAUGGCUCCCAAUCACCUGUCAGUGCGGGAAAUGAAGGAAGAUGAGAAGCCCCUGGUGCUGGAGAUGCUGAAGGCUGGUGUAAAAGACACGGAAAACCGUGUGGCCCUCCAUGCUCUGACACGUCCUCCAGCCCUUCUCCUCCUGGCUGCAGCCAGCAGCGGACUGCGCUUCAUCCUGGCCUCCUUCGCCCUGGCCCUCCUGCUGCCCGUGUUUCUGGCUGUAGCUGCUGUGAAGCUGGGUUUGCGAGCCCGAUGGGGCUCUCUGCCUCCACCAGGAGGCCUGGGAGGGCCCUGGGUGGCUGUCCGUGGUUCCGGUGAUGUGUGUGGAGUCCUGGCUCUGGCUCCUGGUGCCACCUUGGAGGAUGGAGCCCGAGUCACCCGCCUCUCUGUCUCUCGAUGGCACCGUCGGAGGGGCGUGGGCAGGAGGCUGCUGGCCUUUGCCGAGGCUCGAGCCCGAGCAUGGGCUGGGAGUAUGGGGGAGCCUCGGGCCCGACUCGUGGUCCCAGUGGCUGUGGCCGCCUGGGGGGUGGCAGGGUUAUUAGAUGCCUGUGGCUACCAGGCUGAGGGAGGCUGGGGCUGCAUGGGCUACAUGCUGGUUAGGGAGUUCAGCAAAGACUUGUGAUUAGAGACCAUGCCCACUGAGUAGAUGGGCAGCGAAACAGCAUCUAAAGAACAUGUACUGUGUGCCAGGCACUUUACAUCCCCUCCCUCAGUGUCUACCUAUUCUGCUGGGCUGAUAGUGAGGCACCGAGGUUGAUGGACUUACAUGCCCACAGUGGACCUGCCAGAUGCACUCCCCCCACCCCCCAAUCUGUAUGCACUGAAAAACUUCUGGUUCUGGGUCUACAAAGCCCCCCGCUGCCUGUGUUUGAGGUCUGGAAGGGAGAUUUGGGGAGAGAGAGACUCUUAAGAGUUAGAGGCUGUGACAGGGAACUCCCAAAGGGGACAGAUCUUCUGGGAGUGGGUGGGGCUGGGAGCGCAGUGUCUCCAAGCCCAUCUGGUUUUUACACUGUUUGUUAAUAAACCCUGGAACUUCUG
Messenger RNA from Mastomys coucha (southern multimammate mouse), 1634 nucleotides. RefSeq names its product N-acetyltransferase 14 (putative) (gene Nat14). The transcript is spliced from 3 exons. The record is from RefSeq and is a predicted model, not a curated record. NCBI's taxonomy places the organism in Eukaryota, Metazoa, Chordata, Mammalia, Rodentia, Muridae. The coding region runs from base 598 to 1218 and encodes 206 amino acids. Gene Ontology annotation, molecular function: N-acetyltransferase activity.